AUGGAUGAAUUCCGCUCUCUAGCCAGCUCCCUGGCUCAAAACACGAACAUCCUAGCCGACGAGCUAGAGAAGACGGACCAUGACACCUCCUUCAACAGCACCAGUGGUCCGAUUGACCUGCCCCUGCUCAGUAGCCAAGGGUCUGCCGCCCGAUCGGAGAUCAUCUCAGCCGCCGAGAAAAUCCUCCGGGUAGCCUACGGCCCACUGAGCUACCUUUACCGAUUCGGGGAUGUCGCCAUCGAGAUUGGAGUGCUGCGGACCGUUAUCAAACUCGGACUACCGGCCAUGAUCCCUCUCCAAGGUUCCGUGUCAUACGCCGAGCUCGCAGCACAGACGAAGGUCUCAACGUCGGUGCUCCAACGAUUGGUACGAUUCGCGAUUACGUCGGGAAUUUUCACCGAGACAGACAACGGUGAGAAUGUAAAGCACAAUGCGAUGUCAUCGAUCUUCCUUAAAGACCCACCCAGUGCAGAUGGGAUGGCCUGGGUUCUGGAUAUGUGCUUCCGGUCCUCGACCAAGAUCUAUGAAGCCACGCGACUCGAUGGGACGGGCCAGGACCCGAAAAAGGUCGCCACGAGUAUCGAGUACCGCGAUGGUGAAGACGAGCUGUCAUCCCUGUGGGACGUGCAUGCGAUGAACCCCGACUUGGACCGAGGUUUCAACAACGUGAUGCUCUCCCAAUCGGUGUCGCCGAGCUACUCCGUACAACACGUCAUCAGUGGCUUUGACUGGACCCAAGUGAAGAGUGUAGUUGACGUUGGUGGUGGCGUGGGCCAUAUCGCUGAGGAAAUCGUGAAGAAUUUCCCCCACAUUCAUUGCACCGUGCAGGACAUCGAGAAGACCAUUCAACAAGCUCAUCCCACGGAAAAGAAUGUCAAGUUCAUGGUGCACGACUUCUUCCAGCCCCAGACGGUUCAGGCUGAUCUGUAUCUGUACCGGUUCAUCCUUCACGAUUGGUCCGAUGCGGAAGCGAAGCAAAUCCUGCAAGCUUCGCUCUCGGGUCUGAAAGAUGGAGCUCGGCUGGCGAUUAUGGACAUCGCCGUCCCCGAGCCCGGGGUAGAGUCAUUGUUUGUCGAGAAGUCCGUUCGAGCGCUCGACAUCACCCUUUAUACGAUGCUGGCUGGGAAGGAGCGCACCCUAACGGAAAUGAAGGACUUGAUGGCUGCCGUAUCUCCUCAUCUGGAGUUUAAACACCGCUGUCAGCCUAGUGGAAGUUUGUUGAGCUUCAUGACCUGGGUGUAUAGGGCGCCUCUGCCGAAUUAG
Molecule: messenger RNA, 1263 nt
Organism: Penicillium samsonianum
Lineage: Eukaryota; Fungi; Ascomycota; Eurotiomycetes; Eurotiales; Aspergillaceae
Product: O-methyltransferase-domain-containing protein
Exons: 2
Coding region: 1-1263 (420 amino acids)
Molecular function (GO): O-methyltransferase activity
Source: RefSeq, a predicted model, not a curated record